AUGGCUUGGCGAAGCUCUGGAAAGACUAACGAGGAGCUGAUUACGAAUCUCACAAAGAAUAAGCUUAUUGGGUCUAAUCGUGUUAGAGAUGCUAUGCUACAGGUUGAUCGCGCGCACUAUGCCCCGAGGUCGCCCUACGAAGACUCUCCGCAGCCUAUAGGCCACAAGGCCACCAUCUCCGCACCACACAUGCAUGCCUCAGCCUGUGAGAGACUCCUCGACUACCUCCAGCCCGGCUCCAAAGUUCUCGACGUUGGUUCCGGUUCGGGCUACCUCACAGCUGUUCUCGCCAACCUCGUGGCGCCCAAUGGAACCGUCAUUGGCAUCGAUCACAUUCAGCCCUUGAACGAUCUGGCAGACGGGAACAUGCGUAAGUCGGAAAAGGGACGAAGUAUGUUGGAGUCGGGACAGGUCAAGUUUGUGACUGGCGAUGGACGGAAAGGCUGGGCAGAGGGCGCACCGUACGACGCCAUCCAUGUCGGGGCUGCCGCUGCUGUCCACCACGAGGCCUUGACCGAGCAACUAAAGGCUCCGGGCCGGCUGUUUGUACCAGUCGCGGAAGGCGGUGCGCAGUAUAUCUAUGUCAUCGACAAAAAAGAGGACGGUAGUCUUGAGCGCCAAAAGUUGUAUGGUGUACAGUAUGUGCCGUUGACGGAUGCGCCCAUGUAG
Alternaria atra is the source of this 669-nucleotide messenger RNA. RefSeq lists its product as uncharacterized. Gene Ontology annotation, molecular function: protein-L-isoaspartate (D-aspartate) O-methyltransferase activity. NCBI's taxonomy places the organism in Eukaryota, Fungi, Ascomycota, Dothideomycetes, Pleosporales, Pleosporaceae. Gene Ontology annotation, cellular component: cytoplasm. The record is from RefSeq and is a predicted model, not a curated record. Gene Ontology annotation, biological process: protein modification process. The transcript is spliced from 2 exons. Bases 1 to 669 code for a protein of 222 amino acids.